Aureococcus anophagefferens is the source of this 846-nucleotide messenger RNA. RefSeq lists its product as hypothetical. Gene Ontology annotation, molecular function: protein serine/threonine phosphatase activity. The coding region runs from base 1 to 846 and encodes 281 amino acids. NCBI's taxonomy places the organism in Eukaryota, Pelagophyceae, Pelagomonadales, Pelagomonadaceae. Gene Ontology annotation, biological process: protein dephosphorylation. The transcript has a single exon. The record is from RefSeq and is a predicted model, not a curated record.
AUGGUCGUGAGCGCGUACGGCAUGUGCGGCCGCCGCGAGUCGAUGCAGGACGCGCACUUCGCCGUCGCCGACAAGAAGGGCGCGGUCGCGGGCGUCUUCGACGGCUGCGGCGGCGCGCGCGCGAGCCGGGCCUGCGCGGACCUGCUCGGCGGCGACGAGGACCGGCGGCGCGCGCUCCGCGACGCGGGCGCGGGCGAGGCGGCGAUCGCGGCGUGGCUCGAGGCCUGCGAGGCGCGCGUGCUCGCCGCGUCCGAGGCCGGCGGCUGGAUCGACGCGUCGACGGCGCUCGUCGCGCGCGUCAACGGCAACGACGUCGCCGUGGGCUGGCUCGGCGACUCGCGCGCGGUGCUCGCGGUCGACGACGGCAAGGGCGGCCUCGCCGCGCUGGACCUCUCCGUGGACCACAAGGCGUCGAACCCGCGGGAGGCGAAGCGGGUCCGCGCCGCGGGCGGCUUCGUGGGGCGCACGGAGCAGGAGGCGCGCGCGUCCGGCGCGCGCGCGCUCCUCGGGAGGAUGGCGCCGGCCCUCGCGUUCCGCGCGAACAAGAGGAGCGCGUUCCGCGUCUACCCCGGCGGCAUCGCGCUCACGCGCUGCGUCGGCGCGCGGCCGCUCAAGUUCAAGAACCUCGUGACCGCGACGCCCGAGACCUUCGCGCGGCCCUGCGACGGCGCCGAGGCCUUCCUCAUCCUCGCCUGCGACGGCGUCUGGGACGUCCUCGACGGCGCCGCGGCCGUCAAGUGCUGCGCCGCCGUCGCCCCGGAGAAGGCCGCGGAGACGCUCGUCUACCACGCGCACAACAAGGGGUCCACGGACAACCUCACGGCCGUCGUCCUCUCCUGGCCGUGA